AUUGUUCAAAUAACAGCAUAUUGAGGCUUUAGCCGGCAACAAAACAAAUCAUUGAAGAGUUCUUUGUCUGCAAGGAGAGUUCCUUAUUGACAAGAAGGGUCGAGUUCGUCGUCGCUAUCUCAUUUCCCAUCUUCUAAGCAUCAUGACUUCAAAGCCAACGCCAGUUCCACAAAUGGAGCCUGCAGCAAGCAGGGACGGACCAAACCCGAGCACCACAGUACCCUCGACAACGAAGUCAGACACUCCCAAUACAGAGCCAAGCCAAACGAACAACAAUGUUGAUUCCGCGCCCGAAAAUUAUUUCGCAACUUGGUACUUGAUCAACCUGGCAGCACUAGCAACAAUUGGCAGCCUCUCAGUGAGACCACCUUCCACCACCGGCACCGAAGAAGGCAAAGUCCUCCUCGCCGUCUUCGUCACGAUCUUGUUCUUCGCCUCCGGGUUCGGCACGAUUAUCACGGCGUACGAUGUCUGGCCGCGCACGGGUCACCAGCGUUUCCUCAGCAGUCUCCUGGGCGUCACUCCCGCGCUCAUUUACGGGAUCACGGCCCCGAGCUGGACUGUGGGCGUUGGGCAGACUCUGGGGCGGGAAUUCUGCCUGCUGAGCGGCUUUCACGUCGGGUUCUGGAUUGAGGGUGUGACUGGGUUCAUGGGGCUGGUUCUCAGGGCCCUCAAGAACUCGAGGGAGGAGCCACUGCCGAGGAAGAUUAUUACCGCUGGCGGGAAUGCCGCCAAGGCUCGGCCUUCUUCUUCAUCGAGCGCGGCUCAAAAUUAGCCAUUACAGUUAAUCCGCAUAUUAUACUGACAUGAGGCUAUCUCCUGUAUACCGCGCCUCGGAACAGGACGUCCUAUAUCUUAUUUUCCCCGCAACCCUUCCGGCGAGCACUAUACAUACCAAUAGGCCUUACUAUUCGUAAAUCACUGUCCACCAAAUUCACACCACUUGAUCAUCGAUGACCAUACCGCCGCCAACCUGCCAAACUUCGAAACCUAGUCAAAAGUAUUGCGCUGUGCCUUGACCCUUACUGUC
Molecule: messenger RNA, 1030 nt
Organism: Colletotrichum godetiae
Lineage: Eukaryota; Fungi; Ascomycota; Sordariomycetes; Glomerellales; Glomerellaceae
Exons: 2
Coding region: 143-775 (210 amino acids)
Source: RefSeq, a predicted model, not a curated record